Messenger RNA from Prinia subflava (tawny-flanked prinia), 3407 nucleotides. It is a transcript of the gene RSPO1, whose product is annotated as R-spondin 1. NCBI's taxonomy places the organism in Eukaryota, Metazoa, Chordata, Aves, Passeriformes, Cisticolidae. The record is from RefSeq and is a predicted model, not a curated record.
GCUUCCCAUUCUGCCUUGAGGAUGUACAGGUGACUGCAGACAGAAAAAGAGCACUCCUAAAUCCAGACAGCAACCUGGAGUUCCUCUGCUAAAUCCUGCAGUGUGAGCUUUCCCUGGACACCUCUGCUGAAGGCAAUAAAUGGGUUUUGCAUUUUGAUCUCUUUUGCUUCAUCUGGAGUAACUUUGAGAAAUGAGCCCUGCAGUCAGACUGGCUCUUCUUGGUCUCAUCUCCUGAGGCUGAACGAGCCCCAUGGACAAGGCAGGGCUGUUGAGGGCACUCAGAGUCUCCCCGUGCCUCUGUGGGGCUUCUUCUCAUCGAAUCCUCCUCAGACCACACCUUCUGUUCCAUCGGGGUGUCCAUUCCCAAAAAGCAGGUGGUGACUGUGGUGACCAGGAUCCAUCCUGGGACAUCUGGAGGGAGGCUGAUCUUUGGAAAGCAGCAGCAGAUGGGCGUAGUGCCUGUUGAAAAUUAGGCUCUGACUGUAUACACUGUCCUUAAAACACAAGCAGCUGCAAGAUUCUUGGUCUUCCAAAGGCAGGAGGAGGUGAUGCCUCCCCUUGGCUGGCCUGGCUUGCUCUGUGUGGGGCAGGUUGUGGCCGUGCACACGCAACAGCCACAGCAAAACCAGGAGAGUUCCAAAGAAUUAAAAUUUUUCAGCAGAAAAGGUCACGAGGUCCAGGGUGAGUGUCCCACCCUGGCAGCAAAAGUUGGCUGAUGCCAGUGCAGCCACCACCACAGCAGUCCCAGCCACCACAGCCCCUGCUCCACUGGCUCAACGUGACCCAUGGCUAUUGGCUAUUCCGGAGAUGGCUUCCAUCAGGACUUCUUCGUUUUCUUUUUUUUUUUUUUUUUUUUUUUGGUAAAAAAUGUUGAACAAUUCUGGUUUCGUCCCCAUGUGGAGCGGGAAAAAUUUUGAAAUCUUGAACAUUUUUGAGGGCUUAAAAACAAUUUCCCACCCAGUUAUAGCCACCAGUCUCAUCAGGAUGUGUUUGAAAAGCCUCCAGCAGGAGCUGAGCAGAGCUGGUCUCAGCUGGAUACCACUCUCAACGAGAAAUGCCGUGGCAAAGGGUCAUGUUUCUUCAGAAAAAAAGUAUCUUCAAUAGCUCAGGAAGUUAUUAGUGUCUGCUAACAAUAAGAGCUUUGGAUUGAUUCAAUAGAUGCUCAUUUUAAUUGUAAAAUGCCAGUAAUGAGAAAUGUGCCAUCCAAUGACUCAUUUUUCCCUUGUAAAAAUUAUUGGACAUUUUUAUUAGUUUUACAAAUGACAGGACCUCGUAUUUCUGAGAACACUUUAUACAAGCCUUGCACAAGCCCACUCUCAUAAAAGCGUGUCUGUGGUGACAUCCAGAGCCACAAGAAGGGGAGCGGUAGAAAGGCCCAAAGUGGUGAGGACAGCCCACAAGUGGAACUGGCAGGAGCGAACCCCAAGAGGGUGGGAAGGGGUGGAUACAGCACCGGAGACAUGAGCCCCGGCACUCCUUCCCAGCAGUGCCUUUCUGGAGAGGCACGGGGCAGGCCGGGGGAUGGGUGCCAGGCGGCGCCCGCAGCUCUGCCCGGCGCCGAGCCCCGCAGCGGGGCAGCGCUGAGCGGCCGCCGGGGCGGGCGAUGCGCGGGGCGCAGGGAGGGCAGCAGCCAGCGCCGGCCGAGCGGAGCUGAGCCAGUUCCUGCAAUCGUACCUGGAAAGUGCCAGCAGCCAACGCCCACUGCCGAGCCCCCGAUGGGACUAGGGCUGAGCUCCUGCACUCCUGACAGGGAUGAAGUCAGCACCGAGCUGAGUCAGGGCUGUGCCAGAGGCUGUGACCUGUGCUCCGAGUUCAAUGGGUGCCUGAGGUGUUCCCCCAAACUCUUCAUCCUGCUGGAGCGGAACGAUAUCCGACAAAUCGGGAUUUGCCUGCCGUCUUGCCCGCUGGGAUACUUUGGCCUUCGCAAUACGGACAUGAACAAGUGCAUCAAAUGCAAAAUUGAGAACUGUGAGUCCUGUUUCAGUCGAAACUUUUGCACAAAAUGUAAGGAAGGUUUGUAUUUGCACAAAGGGAGAUGUUACGUCACGUGCCCCGAAGGCUACGCUGCUGCCAACGGCACCAUGGAGUGCAGCAGUCCUGCACAAUGUGAAAUGAGUGAGUGGGGGCCGUGGGGGCCCUGCUCCAAGAAAAGGAAGCUCUGUGGCUUCAAGAAGGGCAAUGAGGACCGAACACGGCGGAUCCUGCAGGCCCCCUCUGGGGACGUGUCCCUGUGUCCUCCCACCACAGAGGUGCGGCGGUGCACGGUGCAGAAGAGCCAGUGCCCCGAAGGGAAAAGGAAGAAAAAGGAGGAGCAAGGAAAGCAAGGUAACGGCAACAGGAAUCGGAAAGACACCAAAGACACCAAGUCUGGCACCAAGAAGAGGAAGAACAGGCAGAGGGGGCCCACGGUGCCCGCCACGCCCGCCAGCCCUGCCCAGUAGCUGGCCCCGCGUGUCGCCCGCUGGCAAGACAACGUUGCUGCUAUGUAUAUGAAAGCUUUAUUGAACAGAGCACUGCUACACCAUGUACACGUGUCCAGAGACAGACAUAUACUCCAGACUGACCACGGACCGACACAGGCCACACACACAGUGCUGCAGGAGGCUGCACACCCCUCACCACCCCGCCCAGGAGCGUGGGAGGACGCUGCUGAGGAGUGGGAGCGCACACGGAGGCAAAGCCACAGCCCCAGGGCUCCGUGGGGACACUGCAGGGAGGAGAGGGGGAGCAUAAGCCAGUGAAGGACCCAGAUAUGGGAUUGAUUUCAUGAACGAAGGCCUCAGCUGGAGCACAAGCACGUGGCCCCAGCACAGCCCCACUCAGCCAGGGGAUGAGACUGAACCCACUCUCCAUGACCUGGCACCCAGACACACACAGCAGUGGCCUCUUUCUCUUCCCUCACCCUUUAUUUUGUGUUUUAAGCUGUAUGACUUUAUCAUUGUGAAUACAUGUUAAAAGUUUGUGGUAAGAGGUCAGUGGUAUCUGCCCUGAAUCUGCUUCAAAGAAUUAUUUCAAAUUAAAAAAGAAAAAAAGAGAAAAAAAACCCAACAACACAACAAAACAAAUCAAAAUGACAACCAGCUUCCUGAGUGUGUGGUUCAUACCUUGGCCCCUAUGGAGGCUGGUGUCCCACAGGACAGAGACUCACUUGUGGAAGGGAAACUCACCAAAGCUUUAAGAAAAAUCCCAGAAAACGCUGCCAGCAGCCACAGAUCAGCUGUCCUGCGUGAGGGACCCCAGCUGCACCCCGCCGAGCCCCGAGGGAUUCCCCGCUGAAGGAUGCACUUAACACACAGCAGAUUGAGAAAAUGAGAGGUUACAACAACCCACGGGCUGGUGGAACAUCGUGACUGCUCUCAGACAGUCCCAGCUGGGGGACAGUCCCAGCUGGGGACAGUCCCAGCUGG